AUAUAACUACUGCAAUUGUUUUUAGUAUGGAAUCAUAGUUCAGUUCCGCACCAUCUGUUUUAUUUCUCCAAUUUAUAUUCGGUAUUAUUUUAAUCGUCAACAUUCACUGUAUUCUAAGACACUUUCCACCAAUAAAAUGGAGGUACAAUAUCAACCAUUAUCAAAGAAAAAUAGGACAAUCUACUAUAAAAUAUUACUUCUGCUAGGAGUGGUUGUACUAAUGAGUAUGGUAAUUGUGAUAUCAAGCAUAGCAUACAUUAUUUACGUGGAAAACGCUUCGAAAUCUGAAGAAAAUUAUGGUUUUUCCAUGUUUUCACUUAUGGGUUGGUCCAGCAGAAAUUAUUUGCCAAAAAGAUGGUUUGAAGAAAAAAACGAGAAUGAGUAUUCAAUAAGCACAGCGAGGAAACUGAAUGAUGAAGCUGAAAUUUUGGAAAAUUUUUCAAAUAACGGAUUAGCUCUGACUCCACUGAUGGGUUGGUCAAGCAGAAAGCAUUUGAUGUCAAGAGGAAGUUUUGGAGAUGAAAUUGAAAAUGAUUACUCAACCAGUGAGAAAGUGAUAGAGAAUACAGCGGAAAUUCUCCAUAGGAAGGCUACUCCAAAGUUGGCUAUAAUUACAUAUAAUAGACAGAGUUGGUCAGCACCUGUAAGAAACAAGGAUGGAGAUAUAGAACCCGACCAUAGACGGUUUCCUAAAGGAAUUCACAAUCUUGCCAAAAAU
Molecule: messenger RNA, 718 nt
Organism: Nilaparvata lugens (brown planthopper)
Lineage: Eukaryota; Metazoa; Arthropoda; Insecta; Hemiptera; Delphacidae
Exons: 4
Biological process (GO): carbohydrate metabolic process
Molecular function (GO): hydrolase activity, hydrolyzing O-glycosyl compounds
Source: RefSeq, a predicted model, not a curated record